This is a messenger RNA of Myxocyprinus asiaticus (Chinese sucker), 2424 nucleotides long. Its product is annotated as Golgi-associated plant pathogenesis-related protein 1-like. The transcript is spliced from 5 exons. Gene Ontology annotation, cellular component: extracellular region. NCBI's taxonomy places the organism in Eukaryota, Metazoa, Chordata, Actinopteri, Cypriniformes, Catostomidae. The record is from RefSeq and is a predicted model, not a curated record. The coding region runs from base 1074 to 1538 and encodes 154 amino acids.
UUUUGGUUGAACUAUUCUUUUAAAUCAAAUUUGUACACUGUUGCACAAAAAUGUCUAUUUUCUAACAUAUAGUGUAGUUUUGAAUCUUAUGGUCUUGUUUGAUUUGAUCAAGUAACCAAAUAUAUAUGUGAUGAUGCUGUAUGUGUUUAGCCUUUGUUUUCACAGCACCCAUUUAAGGAAAUAAUACAAGUUAAUUGCAUUCAGGGUACUAAUUUAUUCAACCUUUAGUGAUUACAAAACAUAAGUUUUUAUCUGGUACAUAGAUUUACACAUCCACACCCAUGUGUAUUUUGGCACAAUGUCUGGACUUUUUGGCAUUUUCUUUAAUAACAUUAAUAGAAAAAAAUGUAAUUACACUGCAGGAUUUCAUCUAAUUAGUGACAUACCCUCUAUGGAUAAUGGCUGAUAAGUAUUUUUUUUUUUACUGUUAUAGGGCUAUCAGCCAGUUCCAUUUUUUCCUUCUCUCAUUCCGUUUUUCCUCAGGAAAAAAAAAAAAAAAAAAGAGAAAAAAAAUGAUGAACUAUAACCAUAUCACUUUUAAACAGCUAGGGCUUAACUUUUAAAUUCUUACAGCCUGCCCAGUUCUGAGAUAUAAUUGGUUGAGUAGCCAUCUGACAAACAAACAGUUUUCUUUCAAGUGUGCAUGCUUGUGCAAUGUGCAUUCUCUUGGUUUGGACUUGGUUUUAGCUCAAUGUCUCCAGCUGGAAACAGCAAUGCCAACACCCAUAUAUGGCCACAUGGCUUAUAAAGAUGAUGUCAUCACCAUAGUCCUUAGCAGAGAAUCCCCUCUGCCCUUGUACACAAAUGCGAGAGAAUGAAAGUUAAGUGAGGAGGAAAGAGAAAGAAAAAGAUACCCCCUUUUUGAAAUGCUGAAAAAGGAGGCAUUUGAAGUAUAUUUGUAUAAUGUUUAGAAAUAAACAUCAAGUGUAUGCAUUGCAGUGGAUGAAAAAUUAGAUUGCAGACCAAAUAGAAAGAAAGAGAAAGGGGUGGAGAAAGGAGAAGUAUUGUAACAGCUGCCAGGAACUGUGACAGUGCAUACAAGCAAAAACACAACUAAGAGGACUCUUCUUACCAUGGGAAAGUCAGCCUCCAGGCUUUUUUGUGAGGAGGUGCUGAAGACUCAUAAUGAGUACAGGAGAAAGCAUCAAGCCCCAUCUUUAAAACUCAGCAAUAAACUGAGUCGUGAGGCAGCCCGAUAUGCAGAGAGUCUUGCUAGCACACGGAUUCUGAAGCACAGCGCUGAGUCUAGCAGAGGAAAUUGUGGAGAAAAUUUAGCUUGGGCAUCUUAUGAUCAAACAGGUAAAGACGUGUCCGAUCGCUGGUAUAAUGAAGUGAACCAGUACAACUUUAACCAGCCAGGAUUCUCCUCUGUCACGGGUCAUUUCACUGCAAUGGUGUGGAAAAGCUCAAAGAAAAUUGGUGUGGGUAAGGCUGUGGCCUCAGAUGGUUCUACCUUUGUAGUGGCACGUUAUUUCCCUGCUGGCAACAUCACCAAUCAGGGCCACUUCCAGGCCAAUGUCCUUCACCCAAAAAGCUGAUCCAAAUGCACAAGGAGAACAAGGGUAUAGAGGGAAAUAGAAAGCAGUGAGAAGAGCUGAAUUUGGAGAGAGCUUUACCUGGAGGACAAAACACUAUCCAACAUGGUGACUGCACAGUGCAGGCUUUGGUUGGCUUGAAUACACAGGGCUUACUUGAAUAAAGUAACUUAAUAUUAUUCAAGGCAAUUAUUAACUUCAAUUCAAUGGGAGCUAAUGUUAAACCUAAUGCUGCAAGUUAAACGGUUAACUAUUCAAUGAAAGCACAUUUUCUUCUUUUAAGACCCAAGGUGAAACCAGUCCAGGAUUAAAACUAGUAAAAUUGGUUAACUUUAAAUUGGUGCCAGGUUUCAAUGGGGAAAAAAGGGGCAUCACAAUAGAAGUAUUUAAAAUAAUUCUAUGAAUGACAUGGUAACAUGUCAAACUACAUACAGUACCUCUAGCCUACUUAAUCUAUUGUCAGUGUUUCUUUAGGAGCCAUGUUUAAUCAGAUUUGUAAAAGAAUACUGAAUUUUAGUAAUGUUCAUGACUUCAUGCCAUAGCCUGAUAAUUUUUUAAGCGCCAAGUAUGAGUUUUUGAUAAUCAUUGUAUUGAUGUAUUAAUGUUAUGAAUUAAAAUCCCAAGUGUUCAAAUGGUCUAGCACAUGUCAUGUUUUCAUUUAAAGUGGUUAAAAUGUUAGCUUUAAUUUGUACAUGCUGAAUCCACUCACAGUCUAGUUACAACUGAGUGAACCAUAAUUUGUUUGCAUAAAUCUGACACCUACACAAAAGUACAGGCAGGUUCUCUAUGUAAACCCGUUUCUAAAAUCAAUUUCAGUUUAAUUAUAGCGCCAUCUGCUGGGUACAUACUUCUCUUGUGUCUGCAAGAUAAAAUAUACUGGAUGUAUCAC